AUGUUUUCCAAGCAGCUCACAGCUUUAGUACUCGUUUCAGCCGUGAAAGCCCAUGGCACAGUCUCUGGAAUCGUCGCGGAUGGAAUAUACUACAAUGGGUACAAUCCAAGCUAUCAAUAUACCUCACCCGCCCCCGUAACCGUCGGCUGGCUGAUACCCAAAGACCUCGACAACGGUUUCAUCUCUCCGGCUGCGUACACCACUUCCGAUAUCAUCUGCCACGUUGGCGCAACACCAGCCCAAAUUGAGGCUCCCGUUAAGGCAGGUGGAAAGGUUGAGCUUCAGUGGACACCAUGGCCCGUAUCUCAUAAGGGUCCAGUCAUCGAUUACCUAGCCAACUGCAAUGGUCCAUGCGAGACUGUCGACAAAACAACACUUAAAUGGUUUAAGAUUGAUCAAGUUGGAUUGAUCAGUCCAACGGCAGAGACCAGUGGGUUAUGGGGCACAGAUGUAUUGAUUGCCAAUAACAAUAGCUGGACUGUCACAAUUCCCUCAAACAUCGCGACUGGAAACUAUGUUCUCCGCCACGAGAUCAUCGCUCUCCAUGCUGCUGGCUCUACAAAUGGCGCUCAAAGUUAUCCACAGUGUGUCAAUCUUGCAAUCAAGGGUACUGGAACAGCAAAACCAGCCGGUGUACCCGCGACUAGCUUUUACACUCCUACCGAUCCGGGUAUCCUGUUCAGUAUUUAUGGGACUCUUUCGACUUAUACUGUUCCUGGUCCUGCUCUCUACAGUGGUGCAAUCUCAGUUACGCAAACACUCCCUGCUGCACCAACCGCCAGCGCAAGUGGUGUUUACACUGUUUCAUGA
Molecule: messenger RNA, 810 nt
Organism: Botrytis byssoidea
Lineage: Eukaryota; Fungi; Ascomycota; Leotiomycetes; Helotiales; Sclerotiniaceae
Exons: 2
Coding region: 1-810 (269 amino acids)
Source: RefSeq, a predicted model, not a curated record